AUGGAUAUUUCGCAAGAUGAGUUCAGUGAUGAAGAGAUGAAAGGAGAAGACGAUGUGCUGGAAGGGGUGGUUGGUGCUGCUACUCGGCCACGCUAG
Messenger RNA from Peronospora matthiolae, 96 nucleotides. NCBI's taxonomy places the organism in Eukaryota, Oomycota, Peronosporomycetes, Peronosporales, Peronosporaceae. The record is from the annotation of a GenBank genome assembly.